Molecule: messenger RNA, 1128 nt
Organism: Monoraphidium neglectum
Lineage: Eukaryota; Viridiplantae; Chlorophyta; Chlorophyceae; Sphaeropleales; Selenastraceae
Product: ADP-ribosylation factor GTPase-activating protein AGD4
Exons: 8
Cellular component (GO): cytoplasm
Molecular function (GO): GTPase activator activity; protein binding
Source: RefSeq, a predicted model, not a curated record
AUGAUCCUGUUCGACGAAGAGGAUGGGCUGGAUGAUACACCCAUGUUUAAGCAGCGGGCGGAUGAGAUGGAGGCAUCCGCCAAGCGCCUGAAGGACCGCUGCGCAGCGCUGCUGGCGGGCGCCAAGAAGUACCGCGACGGGAUCACCACCAUGCUGGACGCCACGAAUGCUUUCACGGCAGCACUGGCGGAUUUUGGCGGCGGCUCGGACGAAGAGAGCCUGCACCUGGGCUCCGCGGUGAUGUCACAGUUCAUUAAGGUGUUUCGGGAGCUGGCCGGCUUCUAUGACUUCCUGCGCACUCAGCUUGACCUGGGCAUGAUAGAGCGCGUCCAGAAGGACUGGAUGGAGGGGGUGCUGGCGGCGGCGCGUGAUGAGCGGCGCAAGUACGACCGCAAGGCAUCGGACUACGAAUCCGCGCGCGUGCGUCACCAGAGCCUGAAGAAGCUGACCAAGCGCGAGGUGCUGGAGAAGAGCCACGCUGACCUGGCAACUGCGCGCUGCGGGGAGGAGGAGGCCCGCUUUGAACUGGCACGCAAGCUGACAGAGGUGGAGCUGUCCAAGCGCUACUCGUUCCUGGAGCUGGUGGUGGGCGCGGUGCACGCGCACCUCAUGUUCUUCCGCAACGGCACUGACCUGCUGGGCCGCCUGGAGUCGCCCAUCAACGACGCGCUGCAGAUCGGGGAGCACCUGAGGGCGGAGAAGGUGCUCAGAGAGCGCGGCCUGGAGGACAUGAUCCGGGGCCGCAAGGAGGCGGCGGACAGGAGGGAGGCGCUCAUAGCCCGGGAGGUCGCGGCACUGGAGCCGGUCCCUGGCUCCGGCGCCCCCGGCGCCGGCGCCAGCCUGGAUGGCGGCGCGGCCGGCAACGGCGGCCCGGGCCCUGCCAGCGGCGGCUCUGUGGUGCUGAGCGCAGGACCAGGGGGCCCGGUGCAGAUGAGCUCCGCCAACGCCGAGCUCAGUGCCGACAUUGAGCGCCUCAUACGCACCACACGGUCCACCAGCGGCCAGCAGGUGUCCAUUAUCAAGCAGGGCUACCUCUGCAAGCGCAGCCAGGGCAAGGGGCGCAGCGACUUCAAGCGGCGCUUCUUCGUGCUGGACUCCAACGGCAUGAUGUACUACUACUCACACAAG